AUGGGCUGUGCUUACGGGAGCGUCUUGGCGUCCUUAGGACGCACAGGUGAGCUGUGCGAGGGCGUCUUGGCGUCCUUAGGACGCACAGGUGAGCUGUGCAAGAGCGUCUUGGUGUCCUUAGGACGCACAGUCGACCUGGAUGAAAUGCUACUUGCAGCCAAAUUGCGUGACAGCUCGUUCAGUAUUGAUGCGGAAACACUUGUCGGCAACGCUUUGAUUUUCAUGCAAAGCCUGCCACGGUGCGGAUAGGAUGGACGAGACUGCUACCUUAAAAGAAUUCGAGCGCGACUACAUC
Messenger RNA from Phytophthora infestans T30-4, 295 nucleotides. RefSeq lists its product as uncharacterized. The transcript is spliced from 6 exons. Lineage: Eukaryota; Oomycota; Peronosporomycetes; Peronosporales; Peronosporaceae. The record is from RefSeq and is a predicted model, not a curated record. Bases 1 to 249 code for a protein of 82 amino acids.